Molecule: messenger RNA, 3483 nt
Organism: Camelina sativa (false flax)
Lineage: Eukaryota; Viridiplantae; Streptophyta; Magnoliopsida; Brassicales; Brassicaceae
Product: transcription factor MYB92
Source: RefSeq, a predicted model, not a curated record
UAAAAAGCUUUUAGUGAGAAGGCACCACUAACUUGGUAACCUCAACCAAAACCGAGUUGAUAAAGCCAAAACUACUAGUCUUUUUUCAAUUCUAAACAUUUAAAAAAAAAAUUAUUCUACCGAUUUACCACAGAUGUACGAAGGAAAGAUGAUGCGUAUAUACUAUUAUGAAGAGUGGACGAAACACGGAUAGUAUGAAUACAGGGUCGUGGAGACAUGCACAUACAAAAAUGGAAAAGAAAUGUAAUACUUUUGACAUUCCUGAUGUUCCAGCAAUGUUGGGCGUAACGGUUGAGAAAAGUAUGUGCUAAUUUACUAUUCUAAAUGAAGAGUAAGCAAGAAGGUUUUGAACGGUGAUAUCUUGUUCCUCUUUCUGGAUUGAAUAAUAUAUUCCUGAGUUUUAAAGACUAAUGCCUUUUAGACCACUAUCAUAUAAAACUAAUCGUUUGCUAUAUAUACGUAACAACCAUUAUAAUCUGAUUACUACAGAUAAAAAAGAAAUUACCAAAUAGAUUUCCUGGCCUCAUUUCUCUGUAUUAAUCCAAUAAGGGUUGCUACCAUGUGAACAGUUGAAAAUAGAGGAAUAAUGAAGAUUAUACGUAUGCAUGCGUGUGUGAUAUAUAUGUUUGUUACACGUGUGUGGCAUAUUUAUUCUUCUUGGUUUUACAGUCACCACUCUCGUCACUAGUUGGAAUUUCUUCUAGGACUCUUACUGAUGCUGAUGAUAUGGGAAAUACGAGCAUCUUGAUUUCAUUUCGCUUUGUAAGUAUCAAGAGUUCAGUAUAUUACUGCAGAUAUAUAAGGUUUAUAGUUUGUUCUUGUAGAUCAUCUCGAAUCAUGAUUUUCACAUUAUAUUACAAUAGGUACGGUGUAGGGUUAAACAUUUGUAGCAUAGAAAGUCCGAGCUUUUUAGACGCGUUGGUUUGAAACUUAGGAGAAGAAGCAAUUCAGUUGUUUUAGCUGAACUUUACAACCAAGUUGUUUUCAAAAGAAGAAAAAAAUAGAGGAAAAGAAGGGUUUAAGUGACAUCACAUAUAUCAUAAUUAAUACUUAAUUAUAGUGCUUUCCUUAAUUUUUUUAAUAUUUUCUUUACCUGCUUCUUCCAUUCAUGACUGUGGUCCACUCUGCGAGGAACCCUAAUUCAACAAGCAAUUCGAAUCUCUCUUUUUCUAGUUUUAAUUAAACUUUUGUAACAAUUUUCUUGUUUUUUUAAACACAUUUUUAAAUUCGUCGUUUUUAGCCAUUCUAUAAACCCUAGGAUAUAAGCUUGAUCCUUCAUGGAAUGAAACCAUAUAUAUACACCACGCAUGAAGAUCCGGAUUGGGUUAUCUAGGCACUGUUCGUUUGUCAAGCCUCAUGUGUAUAUGUUUAUACCUGCAGGUAAGGUAAAAAUGAGUUGAUAUGACAAUAUGGUAAUGCAAAUCAGGGUAUCAUAUUUCAUUUUCACCUACAGUUACUGAAUGCACUAAAAUAUCCUAUAGAAACCGACAGAUUUGAUGUCCUCAUUUGGUAAAACAUCUUCUUGUUUGAUUUUUCUCUAAUUCUUAAUUAGAUUUUGUUUUCUUGAUAUCAAGUCGUUCGAUUUGAAUUUUCUGCACGGAACCUAUGAUCUUCAUUAUAUAGAAGACACAGAAGAAAAAGACAAGAGCUCAAGAUAUGCCAUUGGGUGCAGUACUAAGGCGGAGGUAGAAAGUCUUAUAGGUUUCAAAGAUGGUGGAGAUAUAGAUCAUUUCCUGCACCCACCUCUCCCCUAACCAGCUCCACCCUAGUGGUCAAAACCUGUCACAUCAAGCCUGUCACCAUCAUCAUUAACAAAAUGCAGGGUUUGGUGCUAGGGCAUAUAUAGUGAUGGCUACUUAUGAACUGCUUCCCAAUUAAGGACAAAUAAAAGAUCGAAUGGUAUGUGUUUGUCCAUUGGAGACGGCUGUCCCCGAGAUGAUACCAAUGUUGCUUUAAGACAAGAGGAAGAAUUUACAUUGAAUGAUUUUUUCACACACUGGCGAAUAGGAAAGGUGCACGUGGUGAAUGGACAUGAAGAGAAAAGGAAGCUAGGUUUAAUAUAAAUUGGAAUAAGAAGCAGUUAGUGGUUGUGAAGGAAGGAAGGAGGCAAGCAACCAAAUCUCACAGAGACAAUUAUAACAGUAUAGAUCAGAAGGAAGAAAAGAAGAGAGAGAGACCGUUGUUGAUUAGAUAAAGAAGAUCAUCUAACAUGGGAAGAUCUCCUAGCUGUGAUGACUCUGGUCUCAAGAAAGGUCCUUGGACUCCUGAUGAAGAUGAGAAACUUGUCAACUAUGUCCAAGAGCAUGGUCAUAGUAGCUGGAGAGCCCUUCCCAAACUCGCUGGUCUUAACAGGUGUGGGAAGAGUUGUAGGCUAAGGUGGACGAACUACUUGAGACCAGACAUCAAGCGAGGGAGAUUCUCUCCAGACGAGGAACAGACUAUCUUGAACCUUCACUCAGUUCUUGGAAACAAGUGGUCAACGAUUGCAAACCAGUUACCUGGUAGAACAGAUAACGAGAUCAAGAAUUUCUGGAACACUCAUUUGAAGAAGAAGCUGAUUCACAUGGGUAUUGACCCAAUGACUCAUCGUCCAAGAACCGAUAUCUUCACCGGCUUAUCUCAGCUCAUGUCUCUGUCCUCUAACCUGAGAGGCUACGUUGAUCUGCAGCAACAGUUUCCAAUUGAUCAAGAUCACCACACUAUACUGAAACUCCAAACCGAGAUGGCCAAAAUCCAAUUGUUCCAAUACCUUCUUCAACCAUCAUCUUUCAUGAAUAGCGUUAACCCUAAUGACUUGGACUCUCUCAGUCUCCUUAACUCUAUUGCCUCUUUCAAAGAGACCAACAGCAACAAUCUCGACCACCUUGGUUGCCUCGGUUCAUAUCUUCAGGACUUCAACAGCUUACCACCCCUUAAAACCCUAAACUCCAACAUGGAACCAUCAUCUGUUUACCCCCAGAAUCCUGAUGACAACCACUUCAAAUUCUUCACUCAGAGAGAAAACCUACCCGUGUCCCCGGUCUGGCUCUCGGAUCCGUCCAUCUCAACUCAGAGUUUGAUGCCUUCUUGUGUUGUGACAGAUGAUCUGAUUAGAAACCAGUACGGUGUUGAAGAUGUCAACAGCAAUAUCACUUCUUCAAGCGGCCAAGAAUCAGCAGCUUCAGCUUCAGCUGCAUGGCCUGAUCAUCUAUUGGAUGAUUCUAUAUUUUCCGACAUUCCUUAGCCCUUCUUUUGGUCUUUUUCAGGUAUGUUUUGGAGGCAGUCAAAUCGAAUUUACUCUUGGAACUGUGCUUGUUGGAAAAUUUUAUUAAUUUGCAUAUCUAUAUAUAUUAUAGAGACAUCAUAUAUGUAUGUGCUCAUGUUGUAGAAUGUACAGCACAGUACAUAUUUCAUAACUCAUAUGCAUGUUAUUGUCAAUGUUCUUUAUAGCAUAUACAUGUCUGUACCCCUCACCGAGUUUUAAUAUAUAAAGAUUUUUGUGAA